Molecule: messenger RNA, 468 nt
Organism: Miscanthus lutarioriparius
Lineage: Eukaryota; Viridiplantae; Streptophyta; Magnoliopsida; Poales; Poaceae
Source: the annotation of a GenBank genome assembly
AUGGCGUUCGAGGAGCUGCUGCAGCUGCUGUCGAAGACCGAGGCGGUGGACGCGAAGCAGGACGAGGUGAUGCGCCUGUUCAUGCUAGCCACGGCCGAGAGCCUCGCGUCGGGGGAGCUCACGCCGGGGGACCCGGAGUGGAAGGCCAUCGCAGCGCAAGGGGAGGCGCUCGGGCUCGAGGUGCUCGCCAAGGCGGCGGGAUCGGUGGAGACGUUCACGCGGAUGGCGGCCGAGUUCGCAGCGAGGCCCGGCGGGGAGGCGGUGGCGGAGGCGCAUCGGAGGUUGGCCGGAAGCGCGGUGGCGCUGGAAGCGCGCGCCGAGGAGUACGUCGCCUUCAUGCGCGGCGUCGGCGCGCUGGCCGACUCGGGCUCGGACUCGGACUCGGACUCGGACUCAGCUGGGCGGCCCGCCGCGAGGAGGUCCAGGAGGCCCAACGCUAGAUACUUUGGCCCGGAGUGGAGCAACUGA